AUUAAUUAAUAUUUAGUUAUUCGUUUUUCGGGGUGCUAUAGAAAAUGGGAGAGGAAGAUUCGGUAGAGAAAGGGAAGUUGAUGAGAAAGGCGAUAGAGAUAUUGGAGCAAGAGAAGAGAAUAAUGGAAGAGAUACCCGACAUGGAAAUGGAAAACAAGACGAAGAGGUUACGACAAGCUUGUUUCAAGGCUAACUACAAGAAGAGAAAGCUCCAAAUGGGAUUCAUCACCGACGAUAAAAUUACUUGUUCGGAAUCUGCGGGCCCCUCCACAAGCGACGUAUAUUCAAGCGGAGUUGAAAACUAUAAUGAAAAUGGCUGUGGUACCAUGGAAGAAUUCGAGUCUUUUUUCUGUUAUGAAUGAUUUUAUUACAUGAAUAAUAAUAUACAUAUAGCAAUGUUUGUUUAGAAGUAUAUAUAGGUGCAGAGUUUGUUUUGAGA
Erythranthe guttata (spotted monkey flower) is the source of this 439-nucleotide messenger RNA. Lineage: Eukaryota; Viridiplantae; Streptophyta; Magnoliopsida; Lamiales; Phrymaceae. The record is from RefSeq and is a predicted model, not a curated record.